Messenger RNA from Chanos chanos (milkfish), 7626 nucleotides. RefSeq names its product fibronectin 1a (gene fn1a). Gene Ontology annotation, biological process: heart development; cell-substrate junction assembly; nervous system development. Bases 1 to 7428 code for a protein of 2475 amino acids. The record is from RefSeq and is a predicted model, not a curated record. Lineage: Eukaryota; Metazoa; Chordata; Actinopteri; Gonorynchiformes; Chanidae. Gene Ontology annotation, cellular component: extracellular region. The transcript has 46 exons. Gene Ontology annotation, molecular function: proteoglycan binding; extracellular matrix structural constituent; integrin binding.
AUGCCCAGCGGCACUUUUGCCAGAGCGCUGGCAGUGGUUCUAAUUGCUGGUGCUGUGCAUUGUAUGCCCAAGGACACGGGGAAAAAUAAAAGACAAGCUCAGGAACAUUCCGUGUCAUCUGUUUCUCAAGAUGGCUGUAUUGAAAACGGACAGUUUUAUGGAAUUGGUGAACAAUGGGAGCGUACAUAUCUGGGAAGCCAGCUCCUCUGCAUUUGUCACGGAGUCGCUGGGAUUAAGUGUAAAACCAAGCCGGACGCUGAGGAGACGUGCUAUGACAAAGUAAACGCACGUUCCUACCGUGUUGGAGAGACUUAUGAGAAGCCUAAGGAUGGGAUGAUCUGGGACUGCACAUGCAUUGGCUCAGGGCGAGGCAAAAUCAGCUGCACCAUUGCAAACCGUUGUCACGAGGGUGGCAAUUCCUAUAAGAUUGGGGACACUUGGAGGAGACCUCAUGACACUGGAAACUACAUGCUGGAGUGUGUAUGUCUUGGGAAUGGCAAAGGGGAGUGGACAUGCAAACCUGUUGCGGAACGUUGCUAUGACAAUGCGGCUGGCACAUCUUAUGUGGUUGGAGAGACAUGGGAGAAGUCAUACCAAGGUUGGAUGAUUGUGGACUGCACCUGUCUGGGCGAAGGAAAUGGCCGUAUCACGUGUACCUCCAGAAACCGCUGUAACGACCAGGACACAAGGAAGUCCUACCGCAUCGGAGACACGUGGACGAAGACGGACGCUCUUGGGAAUACUCUGCAGUGUCUAUGCACAGGGAAUGGGCGUGGAGAAUGGAAGUGUGAGAGGCAUGCCUCCCUCCACACCACUGGUUUAGGAACUGGGUCGCGGGUGGUUACUAACGUCCAGCCUGCAGUCUUCCAGCCCUUACCUCUGCCCCUGCCCCUGCCCGACGCCACCUCCGAGGGCUCUUGUUUAACCAAUUCAGGGGUUUCCUAUGCUCUGGGUAUGCGCUGGAUCAAGACCCAGGGCAGCAAGCAGAUGCUGUGUACCUGCCAGGGCAAUGGAGUCAGCUGUGAGGAGUGGGGGGGCCAAUCUCAGGUAUACGGAGGUAACUCUAAUGGCCAGCCUUGCGUUUUCCCCUUCGUCUUCAUGGGAAAGACAUUCUACUCUUGCACCUCAGACGGCCGCAGUGAUGGACAGCUCUGGUGCAGCACCUCUUCUGACUUUGAGAAAGACCACAAAUACUCCUUCUGCACAGAGAAAAACGUUCUGGUGACAACCCGCGGCGGUAACUCCAACGGUGCUCUGUGUCAUUUCCCAUUUAUCUACAAUGGCCGUAACUACACCGACUGCACCUCGGACGGGCGGAGAGAUGGCAUGAAGUGGUGUGGCACCACCCUCAACUACGACGGGGAGCAGAGGUUUGGCUUCUGCCCAAUGGCAGCUCAUGAGGAGGUGUGUACUACCCCUGAGGGUGUGAUGUAUCGUGUCGGGGACCAGUGGGAUAAACGGCAUGACGUCCUGGGUCACAUGAUGCGCUGCACGUGCGUGGGUAACGGCCGCGGAGAGUGGAGCUGCCUUGCUUACUCCCAGCUCAAAGAUCAGUGCAUUGUGGAUGCAUUGACCUAUGAGGUGAAUCAGACCUUCUCUAAGAGGCAUGAUGAGGGCUAUAUGAUGAACUGUACCUGCUACGGACAGGGUCGUGGGCGCUGGAAGUGCGAUGCCAUGGACCAGUGCCAGGAGCCAGACACAAAGGUUUUCUAUCAGAUUGGAGAUGUCUGGGAUAAAGUCAUCCGUGGAAUCCCGUACCAGUGCCAGUGCGAUGGGAAUGGGGUCGGGGAACUGAGCUGUGAGCCCCAGCAGUCAUAUUCCGGAGGUCACCGCCCUGUUCAAGUGAUUAUCACUGAAUCUGGCAACCAGCCCAACUCCCAUCCCAUCCAGUGGAACGCCCCCACAUCUGCACACAUCACUCAAUACGUCCUCAAAUGGAGACAAAAACACAGUCAUGCCCCGUGGAAAGAGGUGACCAUCCCUGGUCACUUGAACUCUUACACCAUUGGUGGACUCAAGCCAGGCAUCACCUAUGAGGGCCAACUCAUCAGUCUCCUCCGCUUUGGCCGUAAAGAAAUCACCCGCUUUGACUUCACCACCACCUAUGGUUCCCUGGCAACGUCUGAGGGUGAGACUACCCCACUCCCGCCGGUGGUGGAUACCUCAGAGUCUGUGACUGAAAUCACCUCCAGCAGCUUCGUCAUCUCCUGGGUGUCUGCGUCAGACACGGUGUCUGGUUUCAGAGUGGAGUAUGAGCUUAGCGAGGAGGGAGGUCAACCCAUGGUCUUAGACCUGCCACGUACUGCCACGUCUGUAAACAUUAAUGAACUGCUGCCUGGUCGUAAGUACACAGUGAAUGUGUAUGAGGUAACUCCGGAGGGAGAGCCAAACCUGAUCCUCACCACCUCCCAGACCACCGCUCCUGAUGCUCCUGCUGAACAUGAAGUCGAUGAGGUGGGAGAGACAUCCAUCAUGAUUAGCUGGUCCAAGCCUCUUGCUCCCAUUACAGGAUACCGUGUGGUUUACACGCCGUCAGAGGAAGGGGGCAGCACUGAGCUGACCCUGCCUGACACGGCGACCUCAGUGACCCUGAGUGACCUUCAACCUGGCCAGCUCUAUAACAUCAGCAUCUAUGCAGUGGAGGAGAACCUAGAGAGCGAGCCUGUGUUUGUGCAGGUCAACACGGCCGGAGAACCUCUGUUAGAGGAAGUGCCCUCACCCACCGACCUGCAGUUCUUUGAGGUGUCUGACACCAAGAUCACCAUAACGUGGUCCAGUCCCCCUACGGAAGUUUCUGGAUACCGUGUGUCUGUAGCCCCAGUUGGGUCAGAUGGUCUGGCUGAGGGAGAGAUUCAGCUACCCAUCACCCGUAACGCCUAUGCAGAGGUCAUGCCCCUUCAGCCCGGGACACUCUAUCGCUUUUUCAUCUUCGCUCUUAAAUCAGGAGAGGAAAGUGAACCACUCGUUGGGGAACAAGCCACCAAGCCCGACUCCCCUACCGACCUGCGUUUCUUUAACGUGACUGAGGACAGCGCCUUAAUUUUUUGGUCAGUACCCAGAGCCCAGAUUACAGGUUACCGUCUGUUCCUGAGCGUGGAGGGUUCCAACCCCAAACAGCUGCGGAUCCCCUCUCGCCUUUCUCAGUACACCUUGCUCAACCUCCAGCCCGACACCCAGUACACUGCCACCCUGCAUGCAGAGAGGGACAACGUACUCAGCGAGGGAGCCACCACUGUUUUCACCACCACUCCUCCAAUGGGAAAUGCCCCACGCUUCACCACUGAUGUCACAGACACAUCCAUAAUCAUCUCUUGGAGUCCUGUGCCCAGAAUUGGAUACAAGUUGACAGUGAGGCCCAGUCAGGGCGGAGAGGCACCCAGGGAUGUGACUUCUGAAUCAGGCAGCAUCUAUAUCUCAGGCCUGACCCCCGGUGUUGAGUACACAUACAGCGUUCAGCCGGUGAUCAACGGCCAUGAACACGGCAACCCAAUCACACGACGCGUGGUUACAUCCCUGUCCCCACCCACUGAUCUCAGUCUGGAAUCUAACCCAGACACAGGAGAGCUGAUUGUCCAGUGGAAUGACGCCAAAACUCCAGAUAUCACCGGUUACAGAGUGACGUGCACUCCGACCAAUGGGCAACGCGGAAACUCUGUGGAGGAGUUUGUGAAGGCGGGUCAAAACUCAUGCACCCUUGAGAAUCUGAGCCCUGGGGUGGAGUACAACGUUAGCGUGUUCACAGUUAAAGAUGACAUGGAGAGCGUCCCAGUUUCCACCACAGUGACCCAGGACGUGCCCCAGCUAACUGACCUGCACUUUGUCAAUGUCACCGACUCCACUAUUGGCCUGACCUGGAGCCCCCUGAACUACACUGCCAUCACGGGUUACAGGAUCACCGUGGUCGCUGCCGGGGACAGCGUGCCCCUCUUUGAGGACUUUGUGGAGCCAACCGCCGGUUACUACACUGUGUACGGCCUGGAACCCGGCAUCGAUUACGACAUCAGUGUCAUCACCGUCACCGAAAGUGGAGAGAGCGAGCCUACAACCCUCACACAACAAACUGCUGUUCCAGCUCCCACCGACAUGACGUUUGGGGAAGUUGGUCCCGACACCAUGUUGGUGUCCUGGAACGCCCCCACCGUACCUAAUGUCUUCGACAUCCAGCGUUACAUCGUCCGCUAUCACCCCAUCGACGACGAGGACGACAUCACUGAGCGGAACGUGAACGGAAACAGCAACAACAUUGUACUCCGCCAACUGGUACCCAACACUGAGUAUCUAGUGAGUGUAGUGUGUGUCUAUGAAGAACGGGAGAGCUCACCGGUUGUUGGUUCCCAGAGGACAGCACUGGACUCCCCAACUGGUUUGCGUUUCUCGGACAUUUCCACCAGUUCCUUCACUGUGCACUGGCUGGCCCCCAAGGGUGUCAUUUCUGGUUACCGGCUCCGCUACCAAAUGACCCGCGGUGGACGUGCUAAGGAAGAGAGACUGCCCCCGUCCCGUAGUCACUUCACCCUGAACGGCCUCUCCCCAGAAACAGAGUACAUCAUCAAUAUCUACGCAGUCAGCGGUUUCCGCGAGAGUCUCCCACUCACAGGCACCCAGUCCACCAUUUCUGAUGCUCCAACUGAUCUUGAGGUUGUGUCUUCAACACCGACCAGCAUCACUAUCCACUGGGAUGCUCCAUCUGUUCCUGUGAGAUACUACAAAAUCACCCACGGAGAGUCCGGAGGUCACAGCACACCCGUGGAGUUUACUGUGCCUGGCUCUCAGUCCACUGCCACCAUCGAGAACCUGCGGCCGGGCACUGAGUACACCAUCACGGUGUAUGCGGUCAGUGGCCGAGGGGACAGCCCCGCCUCCAGCACGCCUAUCUACAUCACGCACAAAACAGAUAUCGAGUCUCCGUCAGAGAUGGAGGUGACGGACGUAAAGGACAGCACAAUCACCGUGCGCUGGACCCCCGCAGUGGGUCCAGUCAGUGGUUACAGGAUCACUGGGGUUCCCAAGAAUGGGCAAGGAUCCGCCUUCACAGAGGUGGUUGCUCCAGAUCAAACUGAGAUGACGUUCUCUGGGUUGAUGCCCACGGCUGAGUAUGUUGUGAGCGUGUAUGCUCUGGGGCAGGAUGGAGAGAGCCCUCCGAUAGUGGAGACCAUAGUCACCACUGUCGACCGUCCCAAAGACCUCACUUUCUCUGAUGUGGACUCCACCUCUAUGCGGAUCUCCUGGGACAGUCCUGAUGGGCUGGUUUCCUCAUACAGGGUGUUGUAUUCUAGCUCCGAGGAGGGUGAAAGAGAGCUUUUCCCAGCCCCGACCGGAGACGACGAGUCAGCACUGCUGCAGGGUCUGAGACCAGGCACCGAGUACACGAUCAAAGUCAUCGCCCUCCAUGACCGGACCCCCAGCCCACCGCUUAUGGGUGUACAGGCCACAGCUAUCCCUGCUCCUACCAAUCUGCAGUUCACGCAAGUUGGCCCUUCCUCCUUUGUGGUUUCCUGGAGUUCAACUAAUGCUAGGCUGACUGGCUACCGUGUAGUUAUCAACCCCAAGAACAACAGUGGUCCAACCAAAGAGGUCAACAUAGCACCAGACUCCACCCAGUACCAUGCCACUGGACUAAUGGUUGCCACUGUUUAUGAGGUACAGGUUUACGCUUUGAAAAAUUCUCUUACCAGCCGUCCUGUCAAAGGAGAGGUCACAACUCUGGACCAUAUUAGCCCUCCACGUCGCGUUCGUAUCUCCAACGUCAAGGACAGUUCCAUCACGCUAACCUGGCGUUCCAAGACCGACACCAUUUCAGGAUUCCUUGUUGAAGCCAUACCCACCACUGAGGGCCACAGCCCCAUCCAUAACACUGUGUCCCCUGACUCUCGUUCCCACACCAUCACAGGUCUUCAGCCAGGCACCACAUAUAAUAUCAAUAUCUACACACUGAGUGGCAGUGGCCGCAGUGAGCCCUUCGCUCUGAUAGCCAGCACAGCCAAACCAGUUAUCAACCCCCCGACGAACAUCCACUUCACCUCUCUGACCCCCUCCUCCAUUUCUUUCACCUGGGAGACCCCUCGCAGUGCCAUCACCGGCUACUACGUCACAUACGAGGAGUCAGGGGGAAUCCCACGGGAGUUCACUCCACGACCACACGCCACUCAAACCUUCGCCACCAUCUCCGGAUUGAAACCAGGCACUGAGUACAUUAUCAAGAUUGUUGCUCUACACAACGCCCAGAGAAGUACUCCUCUGGUGGGCAAAGCUAGAACACAGCCUCUGAGCCCUCAGCUGGUACCCUCCCUCCCCAUCCCAAACCGACCCAGACAAGACGUCCUGGACGUCCCGGAAGACGAUACCAGCUUUACCACCAACCACGUUCACCUCCUCGGUCCUCACGGAAAAGACACGCUCGGCCAGCAAGGUCAACACAUCUACACAGAGUACCAGAGUCUGGGUCCCAACGGGCAGCCACAGCAGCCUCACACCCCCUACCACCGUAGGCCCCUGAUCUACAUCCCCAUGCCAGGGCCCGAUGGUGAGCGUGUUCCCGUGGUGAAGGUGGGCGAAGGCCAUCUGCCUGGGUUCCCCAACGGUUUCCCCGACAAUGAGACAGAUCUGCCCCAGGAAGCCCAGACCCAAACAACCAUCUCAUGGCAACCAGUACCAGACAGCUUAGAGUAUAUAGUGUCCUGCAGCCCCAUUACCGAGAUUGAUGAGCAGAGCUUCCAGAUGCGUCUGCCUGGAACAGCCACCAGUGCCACUCUGAUUGGCCUGACCUCUGGUGCCUCCUACAACAUUGUGGUGGAGUCUCUGAAUGGAGACCACAAACAGAAGGUUCUAGAAGAGGUCAUCACUGUUGGCAACAGCGGGGAUCUGCCCAUAAACAGGGACGUGUGCUAUGACACGUUCACUGCCACAUUCCAUGAAGUAGGGGAGGAGUGGGAGCGCAUGUCGGAGACAGGCUUUAAGCUGUGGUGCAGGUGCCUUGGUCUGGGAAGUGGACAUUUCAGAUGUGAUUCAUCCAAGUGGUGUCAUGACAACGGGCAUAACUACAGGAUCGGAGAGAGAUGGGACCGCAACGCCGAGAAUGGUCAUGUGAUGAGCUGCACAUGUCUAGGGAACGGGAAGGGAGAGUUCAAAUGUGAACCACAUGAAUCAACGUGUUACGAUGAGGGGAAGAUGUACCACGUGGGUAAUCAGUGGCAGAAAGAGUACCUGGGAGCAAUCUGCACCUGCACAUGCCAUGGUGGCCAGCAGGGUUGGCGUUGUGAGAACUGCAGACGCCCAGGAGUGGACAUAGACGCUGACUCCAUCCAACCUAUACGCACAGAUGCCUUUGACCGCUACAGGGAGAAUGCCCUCCGCAAACUGAACAUCCAGUGUCCUAUUGAGUGCCUCAGACCAGACCUGCUCGCAGACGCACAAGGUUCAACUGAGUAGUGUCCUCCGCUGCAGCUCUGGACCCAGCCUGAUGGCGACAGCGGCUUCCCUGGACGUUGGAGACUGUACUUUUCACCCCUCUCUCUUCCCCUCCCACUUCAAACAAAUGGUUUUAAUCCACACUAUGAAUACCAUCCUGCUGCUUCACAUUAACUGCCAAAUCCCCACAGCCUCACUCCCAGAGGUGCCCUUCAUUGG